Molecule: messenger RNA, 1432 nt
Organism: Didymodactylos carnosus
Lineage: Eukaryota; Metazoa; Rotifera; Eurotatoria; Philodinida; Philodinidae
Source: the annotation of a GenBank genome assembly
AUGACAAUGGCUUUUUCUAACGAUUAUAUACUCGAUAGUGAACGAAUCGUUGAUGUUAAACAACAUGAAGACUAUCUUUUCUGUCCUAUCUGCCGAAAUCCAUUAUGGAAGCCCGUAUCAUGUAAAACAUGCGAGAAAAGCUUUUGUAAACGUUGCAUCGAUGAGUGGUUACGCUCGCAAAAUGCAGUACAGAAGCGAUGUCCAUCAAGUAAUUGUCUCUAUAUAGAAAAACGUUGUUCACCGUUACUGAAUUCACUCUUAUCGCGAGUGCUUGCACGAUGUCAAUAUAGCAACUUUGGCUGCCAACAAAUAGUUUUGUAUGAUUCAUUAGUAAAACAUGAAGAUGAAUGUGAAUAUCGUGCAGGUAAAUGUCGUGGAUGUAAGAAAGAAUUAUUGGAGAAAGAUGUUAAAUUACAUGAGCAAAACUGUGAACAGAUACUCAUUCAUUGUGAGCUAUGUCAUUGCAACAUUAAACAAUCAACCUUAAAACUUCAUUUUAUCGAAUGUUCUAAAAAACAAUUAAAACUGGUGAAAAAUGAUUUAACUCGGGAACUAAAAAAAAAUGAGACAGAAUUACGUCAAACUAUAACAUCGAUGGAUAAUGACAAUCGGACAACGUUAAAGAAAUUUGAAUCAGACAUGAAAGUAUUAGAAAACACCAUAAGUUGGACACACAGUACAUUAUUAGCAAGAUUAGACACAGUUGGUAACCAACUUGAACUAUUGCACGAAAGUAAUACUUUUAGUUUACAAGAAAUUGAUAAUAUUAAUUCAAGUAUAAAAGCAUUAGAAGAGCAAAUAAAAUGGAACAAGGCAACGUUUGCUACUUUAGAAUAUAAAUAUAAUCAGCAGGAACAAGCAAAAAAUGAUAUCCAGAGCAAACUAUUAGAGAUGCAAGAGAGAAUUGACAUGUUACAAAAUCAACAAAAACAAUCGAAAGCUAUUCACGAAUCAUUACGGUAUAUAAUUAAAACCAUAUUCAUACUCAUGUUUCUGAUAAUAUCUAUAAUAUUAUUUGCUACUGUCAUAUAUUUCAGUACAACAAUAAUAGUAGGAUGUGUAAUUACUACUUUCGUUUUACUGAUGCUUUGGGCAGGACUUUCCGACGAUGUAGUAUCCAACUAUUUAUCAAACUUUAUCGAACAAAUUUUAGCAAAGUAUUUUGAAUUUUACAACAUUAACUAAAAACGCGUUUUCUUUGUGUCGAAGUGCUAUAUCGAAGUAUGCAGAAUACAAUAACACAUAUAGGACUUGUAAAUCUAAAAAACGAAAUCCUGUAUAUUUCUCAUAUUAUUUACAAAAUAGAACUGACGAGGAAUGAUCCCCAACUGAUAAAUCGCUUUUUCAACGAAACCGACUGGACUAUAGGUAGUCGACGAUGCUGAUUCCGAAUACCACCAUGAAUGCUGCCGCUAGGCCUUCAAAGACCGGU